GUGGAGGAAGAUGAGGAGGAAGAGCACAGUGAGUGUGUUGUGCUGCGUGGGAUCUUCAAACUGGGGAAGAAGAGUCAUGAUGUACUGCUCACCCGAACCAGACUGACCUGGACCCCCAUCACCCCCGAGAACCCCACAGGUGAGGCGUGCGUGCUGCAGCCAGGUGUGAUGCUGCUACAGGACGUGUUUGCAGUGAAGGUGAAGCGGCGGCGAGCAGCGGGCCAGGAGUCUGGGGGAGCUGUGCUCGGUGUGGCUCUGUUCUGCUGCAGGAGGAAAGGGAGGAGGCUGGAGGAGGACACGCUGCACCUCCACAAUGCCUCCGCCGAGCACACAAACACCUGGUACAACACCCUGAAGGAGCUGCUCACAGGGUUCAGCAGUCGGCCCAGGUAUCUGAAGGUGUUCAUCAACCCCAGCAGCCACAAGAAGGAGGCCGUUCACAUCUACAGAGAACAUGUGGCUUCGCUCUUCAAGAUGGCGGACGUCCGCACCGACAUCACCGUGACAGAGAGGAAGGGUCAUGCUCUCUCAGUGAUGAAGGAAUGCAAGCUGGAUGAAUAUGAUGGGGUGGUGUGUGUUGGGGGGGACGGCUCGGUGGCAGAGCUUUGUCACGCCCUGGUCCUCAGAGCUCAGCUGGAUGCAGACUCUCCAGAGAAACCAGUGAAACCAGUGCUUCCACUGGGGAUCAUUCCUGCUGGCUCUACAGAUGUGGUUUCCUGUUCUGUCCAUGGAGUCAGAGAUCCAGUCACUGCAGCCCUGCACAUCGUCCUGGGUCACCUGCAGCAGGUGGACAUGUGCAGCUUCUCCUCUCUCGGACAGUUGGUGUGUUUUGGUUUCUCCGCCAUGUUUGGCUUUGGUGGGCGCAGCUUAGCACGGGCAGAGAAGAAGAGGUGGAUGCCAUCAUCGCGACGACGAGAGUACGCUCUGGUGAAGACUCUGGCUAGACUAAGACCAGAGGACUGUCAGCUGUCUUUCCUACCAACGAAGAAGUCAACCACGAAUCUGUUUGAACGUCGAAACCAGGAUCAGGACCUGGACCAGGAUCCAGAUUCAGAGGGGGAGGAGUCCUGGACGACCAAUCAGGGGCUGUAUCUGAGCGUCAGCAUCAUGUCCAUCCCCUGCCUGAGUCCACAUGCUCCUCGAGGCCUGGCUCCCAACACCAGUUUGGCAAAUGGCAGCGCGGCACUGAUCGCAGUGGGAAACACUUCCAGGUCAGAGUUCGUCAAACACCUGAAGAGAUACAGCAGCUCCAGCGGACAGUUCAGCUUCUCUUUCGUGGAAACGCACGCCGUGUCAGCGGUGAGGAUCCGCCCCCGUUCAGUGAUUGGCUUAUCGGAGGAGGAGAGCGAGGAGGAAGGCGACUCCAAAACAAAGCCCAUCAUCCAAUCAGAGGGAGCCGCCUUCCCCUGGAAUAUCGACGGAGAGCUGGUGGAGAUUGCUAACGAAGUGCUCAUCAGGGUACACCCGCGGCUCAUCACUUUGUAUGGGGAGGAAGUGGACGAGGCUGAGUCGACUAUUUCCUGCAGCUGCAUCUGAGUCCAGCUGAAG
Messenger RNA from Seriola dumerili (greater amberjack), 1548 nucleotides. RefSeq names its product ceramide kinase like (gene cerkl). NCBI's taxonomy places the organism in Eukaryota, Metazoa, Chordata, Actinopteri, Carangiformes, Carangidae. Gene Ontology annotation, molecular function: kinase activity. The transcript has 14 exons. The annotation marks the transcript as partial. The record is from RefSeq and is a predicted model, not a curated record.